CUUCGUCUCAGCCAACCCCAAAAUGACUUCCCCUCCCUCCUCCUCCUCCUCCUCCCCUUCGUCCAACAACAAAGCCGUUAGCCUGCGCGCGGGUGGAGGGAAGGUGGGCCUUCCCUGAGAGCCCGCUUCUCUCUUCCCCCCCGCCUGCUACCUUUACCACCACCACCAACAACCUCUACAUGAGGAAGCUCUGCCCCAAUUUGGACCGCGAGGAUGGCCUCGAUACCGUGCUCGAGGUGCCCAUCCCCGAGGAGAUGUUCGCCGGCACGGGCACCAAGUCGCAGAACAUGAGGAACUGGCUCAAGGCCCAGCCCUUUGACAAAGCUACCGAGGCUCCGGCCCCGCUCACAGGCCGCAGCGCCGAGCUGCAGCUCCUUCUCAAUGUUGUCGGCUCCCCCCUCAUCCCUUGCCCCGUGCCCAACGACCUCGCAUUCGGCCGCUCCAUCCGCGACUGCUCCAUCCAAGCGUCGACGGCCAAAUACAUCAUCCAACAAUACAUCGCCGCGACGGGAGGGCAGGCGGCGCUGAUGUCGGUGAACAGCAUGUAUGCCGUGGGGAAGGUGAAGAUGAGCGCCUCGGAAUUCCACGUAGGCGACGGGAGUGUGCAAGCUCAAGCAAAAGGGAAUGGCGAGAUUGGAGGGUACGUUUUGUGGCAGAAGAACCCUGAUCUUUGGUACUUCGAGCUCAUCAUGGGUGGCAGCAAGAUGAGCGCUGGGAGCGACGGAAAGGUGGCGUGGAGGCAGUCGGCUUCCGAACAAUCGCAUGCCUCCAGGGGCCCUCCACGGCCGCUGCGUCGAUCACUGCAGGGACUAGACCCGAGGUCCACCGCCAACCUCUUCUCAGAAGCGGUGUGCAUCGGCGAGAAGGUCAUCAAUGGCGAGGAGUGCUUCAUCCUGAAGCUAGAAGCGAACCCUGCAACCCUGAGGGCACGCAGCGCCGCCACCUUCGAAAUCAUCCACCACACCAUCUGGGGCUACUUCAGCCAGCGCACUGGCCUCCUCAUCCAGCUUGAGGACUCCCACCUCCUCCGCAUGAAGUCCGGCCGCCGCGGGGAGAGCAUCUUCUGGGAGACCAGCAUGGAGUCGGCGAUCGAGGACUACCGCUACAUCAACGGCAUCAACGUUGCACAUGCCGGCAGGACUGGCGUCACGCUGUUCCGCUAUGGCGAGGGCUCGGUGAACCACAAGAGGAAGAUGGAGGAGAUUUGGACCAUCGAGGAAGUGGACUUCAACCUAUGGGGGCUGUCCAUGGAGGUCUUCCUACCGCCAGCCGACCUCAAGAGGGAGCAAGACAAUGAAGACAACCUUGCGAGAUGAUCAUACCUCUGCCUUCUUCUUCUUCUUCUUCUUCCAUGUUUUUGUUAGACAUGCUGUUGUUGUAUCUUUCCUUGUCUUUCCUUUACUAUUUGGGGAUCUUUGAGGAAGGCAGAGGUUUUGAAGAGAAUGACUAUGGGAAGUAGAUAGGAUUCUGUUUGUGAAAUGGGGGAGAGGAAGAUACCACCAGCAUUGAAGCCCAUUGGUCUUCUUAGUAAGAAAAGCCCAUUAGUCACAAAACCACAACAACUGGAUUCCCAUUUCACUGUUUGGGACUUUUAGACCUGAGUUGAAAUUCUUUACAAUGGGGCCCAUGAGUUCUUUCAAGUUCUUUUAAGAUUUUGUGCAGAUGAUGGGCGUCAGAGAUUCCUUGGAGAAUAUUUUCCUUUUGGAACUCCUUUCAAGAAAAAAUUGUUCUGCACUUAACUACAAUUCUAUUACAGGUCAUAAAUUUGCAGCUAAA
This is a messenger RNA of Phoenix dactylifera (date palm), 1776 nucleotides long. RefSeq lists its product as uncharacterized. The record is from RefSeq and is a predicted model, not a curated record. Lineage: Eukaryota; Viridiplantae; Streptophyta; Magnoliopsida; Arecales; Arecaceae.